AUGAAAAAUACAACUAUAAGUUCAGGUGAAAUUAUUGAUAUUUGGACAUGUGUUACAUCAAAGUUCAAAAAACUUACAAUUCCAAAAGAAAUAAUUGAAUUUGUGAAAGAAAAUAAAAAGGGUUUUCAACGAGAUAGUCUAGAAGAAAUUGAAAGGAUAGAUGUAGAGUCAAAGGCCUCAAAAUUAAGACAAGGAUGCAGCCGAUAUCCAGACUAUAAAUUAAAUGAUAAAAAUGGAGUGCGCACAGGUAUAUUUGGUGAGGUAACAAGUCCCAAGCGUCAAAAUGAUGAACUAAAAAUAUAUUGGGAUGUCUAUCUAGGGGCUAUACAUGCAAAAGAUGCAAUAGACCAAGAUAUAAAGAAGAACAAAAUAUGCCCAGAUGAAGCCAAACGAAUUGUUAGUUUUAUCGUCGGAUUUAAAAUUAAAGUAUGCAUCUUAGAUCUAUUGUCUCCAGGAAUAUAUAUUCUAGCAGAAGUGGAAUCAUUAAGUAUUCCAAAAACUGAUAAUGCGGUGGAUAUAUUAAGUGAUUGA
Molecule: messenger RNA, 531 nt
Organism: Entrophospora sp. SA101
Lineage: Eukaryota; Fungi; Glomeromycota; Glomeromycetes; Entrophosporales; Entrophosporaceae
Source: the annotation of a GenBank genome assembly